This is a messenger RNA of Bombus pyrosoma, 561 nucleotides long. It is a transcript of the gene RpL32, whose product is annotated as 60S ribosomal protein L32. The transcript is spliced from 4 exons. Lineage: Eukaryota; Metazoa; Arthropoda; Insecta; Hymenoptera; Apidae. Gene Ontology annotation, cellular component: ribosome; cytosolic large ribosomal subunit. Bases 115 to 519 code for a protein of 134 amino acids. The record is from RefSeq and is a predicted model, not a curated record. Gene Ontology annotation, biological process: translation. Gene Ontology annotation, molecular function: structural constituent of ribosome.
UUUUUGUGUGUCACUAAAUAAGGUACCACUAGAUGCAAUAUUUCAUUAGACGAUCGUGAUCCAAGUUCAACAUAACCUUUUUUGUUUGGCGUGUAGUAAGAGACGUGCACAAAAAUGGCUAUUCGACCGGUAUACAGGCCUAAAAUUGUGAAGAAGAGGACGAAGAAAUUCAUUCGUCAUCAGAGUGAUCGUUAUAGUAAAUUGAAGAGAAACUGGCGUAAACCCAAAGGUAUUGACAACAGAGUUCGUAGGCGCUUUAAGGGACAAUAUUUGAUGCCCAACAUUGGUUAUGGUAGCAACAAGAAAACUCGUCACAUGCUACCAACUGGUUUCAGGAAAGUUCUGGUACACAAUGUUAAGGAAUUAGAAGUUUUAAUGAUGCAAAACAGAAAAUUCUGUGCUGAGAUCGCUCAUGGAGUAAGUAGUAAAAAACGUAAAUCCAUUGUUGAACGUGCUCAGCAACUUUCAAUAAGGGUAACUAAUGGCAGUGCAAGAUUACGUUCUCAAGAAAAUGAAUAGAUACACAUUCUUACUUGAUUUAAUAAUAAAAUAUUUAAAGUA